GUAAAGUUUUUACUAAAACAAUUAAAAAUUGUUGGCUUCAUACAAAAAUUAUAUUUUCUCAUGAUGAUGAUGAAACACCUAUCAGUUUUUCUACUUUUGUUGAUAACAAUAAAGAUAUAAAUGAAUAUUUGCCUAUAGAUUCAAAUAAUACUAAAGAACUUUAG
This is a messenger RNA of Racocetra persica, 164 nucleotides long. The record is from the annotation of a GenBank genome assembly. Lineage: Eukaryota; Fungi; Glomeromycota; Glomeromycetes; Diversisporales; Gigasporaceae.